CUAGCGCGCUGCGAUCAUGAUCGAGUGAUUCGCUGGGAGAAUUUUAACACGCGUGGCAUUGCGCAAGCAGCUGUUGUGGACCCGAGACGACCAUACUCAUCGAGGGAAUUUUUCCUGAACCAUCAUGGCAGACAAUGGGGGAAAUGUAGAAAAUAAUCAAGGAGAUGCACCAAUUUCCAAGAAAGCCCAGAAGAAAGCCCAAAAGGAAGCAGAGAAAGCGGCUAAAAAGGCUGAAAGACAAGCAGAACAGGCUGCAGAGGCCGAGGCAGAAGCAGGAGAUGAUUUUGCUAAGGAUCUCUAUGGCAAUUAUCCCCUGAUUCAGUCACAGAAUAAGAUUGAGAGGAAAAUCUACCGAGUUGAAGAGCUUACUGCAGACAAAAUUGAUCAGAAGGUCUGGAUCAGGGCUCGCUUACACACCAGCAGGAGCAAAGGCAAGCAAUGUUUUCUUGUGCUGCGACAGCAACAGUUUAAUUGCCAGGGUCUGCUCUGUGUCAGUGACAAAGUUAGCAAGCCUAUGGUUAAAUUUGCUGCCAAUAUUACAAAGGAAUCCAUUGUUGAUGUUGAGGGUGUGAUAGCUGCUGUGCCUCAGCCGAUUGAGAGCUGUACCCAGAAAGAUGUCGAACUUCACAUUGAACAGAUAUUUGUUGUGAGUCCUGCUGAGCCCAGAUUGCCUCUGCAAAUUGAUGAUGCUGCCAGAGCAGAGGGAAAGGAUGAUGAUGAUUCUUCCUUAGCAACGGUAGGACAAGAUGUCCGCCUUGACAACCGUGUCCUUGAUCUCAGGACCACUACUAACCAGGCCAUCUUCCGUCUUGAAGCCGGAGUAGUCCAAGAGUUUCGUGCAGCCAUGAAGAAGAGAGAUUUUGUUGAACUUCAGAUUCCCAAGAUCAUUUCAGCUGCCAGUGAGGGUGGAGCCAAUGUGUUUACUGUGUCUUACUUCAAGAACAAUGCCUACCUUGCUCAAUCACCUCAGCUCUACAAACAGAUGGGGAUUGCGGCUGACUUUGAGAGGGUUUUCACUAUUGGUGCAGUUUUCAGGGCAGAAGACUCCAACACACAUCGUCAUCUGUGUGAGUUUGUGGGCUUGGACAUGGAGAUGGCCUUUAAAUAUCAUUAUCAUGAGGCCCUGGAUGUCAUUGGAAGCGUAUUCAACGAUAUCUUCAGGGGUCUUCGAGACAACUUCCAGACAGAGAUCCAGACAGUAAGACGUCAGUUCCCGUCAGAAGACUUCAAGUUCCUAGACCCUCCUCUUCGUCUGGAGUGGCCUGAGGGUAUCAAGAUGCUGCGUGAUGCAGGCAUUGAGAUUGAUGACCUAGAAGAUCUUAGCACCCCUAAUGAGAAGUUCUUGGGUCGUCUUGUGAAGGAGAAGUAUGACACUGAUUUCUACAUCUUGGAUAAGUUCCCACUCUGCAUUCGGCCUUUCUACACUAUGCCUGAUCCAAACAACCCGCAAUACUCCAAUUCCUAUGACUGUUUCAUGAGAGGAGAAGAAAUCAUGUCUGGUGCUCAGCGAGUUCACGAUUCAAAGUUCCUCCUGGAGAGAGCCAAGCACCAUAACAUUGAUAUUGAGAAGAUCAAGGCCUACAUUGAUGCCUUUCGCUAUGGAGCGCCUCCACAUGCUGGUGGUGGAAUAGGUCUGGAGCGUGUCACCAUGUUGUACCUUGGUCUGGACAAUAUCAGGAAGACAUCACUCUUCCCUCGUGAUCCCAAGCGUCUUACACCAUGAGAAAGCACAGUGCUCGCAAUUAGUAAUUUUUGUACCGGUAGUUUAAAUUUUUAUGAUUAUAAUCGACCUGUGAUAGUCAGCACUAUAGUAGAAACAAUUUUGGGGUCUUCUUUAGAAAUAUGUAUCUUUACAAGUAAGUAUUUAGAGUAUACAACUUGAAUGAGUCAUUUUAGUUAUUUUAUUCAAGUUUUAUUUCAGCAUCUUACCUCAGGGAUGUUAAAGUUUAUCUUGAGUUCUGGUGAUGAUAAGAUUACAAACUCACAGUAUCAAAUGAAAAUACAAGACCCCCCAAAAUAAUGUCUUCCAAAUGAUUUAGUUCAACAGUGUAUAGAGGCUGAGUUGUGAGCACAGGAAGUUGAACAAAUCGAGCUC
Molecule: messenger RNA, 2095 nt
Organism: Strongylocentrotus purpuratus (purple sea urchin)
Lineage: Eukaryota; Metazoa; Echinodermata; Echinoidea; Camarodonta; Strongylocentrotidae
Product: aspartate--tRNA ligase, cytoplasmic-like
Exons: 14
Coding region: 125-1723 (532 amino acids)
Biological process (GO): aspartyl-tRNA aminoacylation
Cellular component (GO): cytoplasm; aminoacyl-tRNA synthetase multienzyme complex; cytosol
Molecular function (GO): RNA binding; aspartate-tRNA ligase activity; ATP binding
Source: RefSeq, a predicted model, not a curated record